AGCUCAGACUAUGGAAUUCAGAGUUAUCAAUCCCAGAACAAUGAACCCAUUUCCAUAAUAACACUUACUCAGAAGAUAAUCAUGGCGAAGUCUCAGUGGGUUCGAAUAGUCCUUUGCCUUCUCAUGUCAAAUCCAUUACGAGCACUUCAAACCCAUUUGUGAAGCACUGUCUCAAGCUCCGCCACAACUCCUCUUAUCGACAUACUCAUGGCUCUGUUCUCGUCGUUGGUGCCACCCCUAUCAGUUAUUAGGGAGAUAUAUGAAUUUCAAGAAUCAAUACAAGAGAAAACUGUCAAAAUGCAUUGUUUUCUAGUACUCAAUAAAGCUGAAAUAUCUGGAGAGAUAGGUGGUUUUUCUGGUCGUAUCGUGCGUGUGAGCUCUGCAGUGAUGAAAAAGCUUUCUGGGUUGCAAUCAACUGAAUCUAUAGAAGCAAUUGGUCUCAUGAGCAUUCCUACCAGCUUUUUAAACUUAGAUGAUCAACAACAAGAAGCAGGUUGUGAAAGAUGGUUCCCCGUUGCACAUAGGAUUCUGGUCCUUGACGGCAUCCAGGAUCCUGGAAACCUUGGUACGUUAGUCAGAUUAGCCAUGGCCUUUAGAUGGGUAUGGAAUUAGUUCAAAAGUUACUCAUCAAUCUUACUUUGUAUUUCUGUUUUGCUAUGAACCUUUUCUCAAUCAUCUCUGAUAUUUGGAUUCAGUUUAUAUGUACAUAUGUGUGUGUGCAAAGGGAGGAAUCCCAUAUUACCUAAGUUUCUAAAAUAAAGAGCACUGUUAAAAGAGUUGCAAAAAUGCUGAGUAAUAUUGGACAAUUUAUAUAUACA
Molecule: messenger RNA, 818 nt
Organism: Humulus lupulus (European hop)
Lineage: Eukaryota; Viridiplantae; Streptophyta; Magnoliopsida; Rosales; Cannabaceae
Exons: 3
Coding region: 208-612 (134 amino acids)
Molecular function (GO): RNA binding
Source: RefSeq, a predicted model, not a curated record